Molecule: messenger RNA, 2132 nt
Organism: Lucilia cuprina (Australian sheep blowfly)
Lineage: Eukaryota; Metazoa; Arthropoda; Insecta; Diptera; Calliphoridae
Product: extensin
Exons: 3
Coding region: 310-1935 (541 amino acids)
Source: RefSeq, a predicted model, not a curated record
UCAAGUGUGUUAUUUGAUGGGAUAAUACAUACGAGUCAACACAAUUUCUGCCACGAUCAACAGAGGAAACUAAACUUCACUUAAUUCUGUUUUUUUUUAAUUUAUUCGAUAAAAAAACGGAAAAAUAAAAAAUAUUAAAAAUAAAAUUAACGAAUUUAUAAAGAAAAAUAAGAAAAUAGUGAAGUUUAAAAAAUUCGCAACUAGUGUAAACGGUGUGUUUUUCAUAUGAGGCUUAGUCAAUGAGAAGAAAGCCUUGAUAUUGCUAAUAAUUUCAAAAGAACUUUUGUUAUAAAUAAAUAAUCAGUGAAAAUGAAAUACUUUUCCACAUUAUGCCUACUGUUAGCGCUUAGCAGUCGAACGUGGGCGCAGUACUAUUAUGAACCAGUAUCUAACUACCUCUCAGCCGAAUCUCAACAGCAGAAUUUCGGCAAUGGUUAUGUAUACAAUCCACCACAAAAGCCAUUUGAGUAUCCUCAAAAGCCGGGCUACUCUUAUCCAGUGCCACAGAAACCAUUUGAUUUACCCACUAAGCCAGCACCUACUAAGGGAUACUCAUAUCCACAGCCUAAACAACCAUUUGAUUAUCCCAAGCCAACACCGGCUAAACCAGGCUAUUCGUAUCCACAGCCCACAGUGAAAUUUGAUUUACCCACGAAACCUACACAAAGACCUACGGCACCUGUAAGACAAACCACCAAAGGAUAUUCAUAUCCUACGCCAGAGGUGAAAUUUGAGUUGCCAACUAAGACACCAGCGAAGGGUUAUUCAUAUCCCACACCAGCGGUUAAAUUUGAUUUACCCACACAAAAGACCGGUUACUCUUAUCCAACACCUGAAGUUAAAUUUGAAUAUACCACCACUACUCGUAGACCUACAUCACCUCCACAAAAACCGGGUUAUUCUUACCCCACUCCUACAGUUAAAUAUGAUUUGCCAACACAAAAGACUGGUUACGCUUAUCCUACACCAGCAGUGAAAUUCGAAAUACCCACACAACCACCUCAAAAGACCGGUUACUCUUAUCCAACACCUGCCCAGAAGUUCGAAUUACCCACACAGCCACCUCAAAAGACCGGUUACUCUUAUCCCACACCCGCAAUUAAAUUUGAGCAGACCACUACUAGAAGACCAACACCAGCUCCACAAAAGCCAGGAUAUUCUUAUCCCACUCCUGAAGUCAAGUUUGAAUUGCCUACCCAAAAGACCGGUUACUCUUAUCCUACACCUGCUCAAAAAUUCGAAAUACCCUCACAGCCUCCACAAAAGACUGGUUACUCGUAUCCCACUCCAGCUCAGAAGUUCGAAUUACCUUCUAAGCCCACACAAAAGAGCGGUUACUCGUAUCCAACUCCUGCACAAAAAUUCGAAUUACCCACUCAACCACCACAAAAGACUGGUUACUCUUAUCCCACGCCCGCACAAAAAUUUGAGUUGCCUAGCCAACCACCACAAAAGACCGGUUAUUCUUACCCCACUCCUGCUCAAAAAUUUGAAUUACCCUCUAAACCAACGCAAAAAUCAGGUUAUUCUUAUCCCACUCCUGCUCAAAAGUUCGAGUUACCCAGCAAACCCACACAAAAGACUGGUUACUCCUACCCAACGCCAGCCCAAAAAUUCGAAUUGCCCACACAACCACCACAAAAGACUGGUUACUCAUAUCCCACCCCGGCUCAAAAAUUCGAUUUACCUACUAAGCCCCCACAAAAAGCCGGCUACUCUUACCCAACACCAGCCCAAAAAUUUGAGUUACCCACUCAACCACCUCAGAAAACAGGUUAUUCCUAUCCCACACCAGCAGUUAAAUUCGAAAUACCCACCCAGCCACCACAAAAGAACGGAUACUCGUAUCCCACACCCGAAGUGAAACUCUCAUAUCCCACACCCGUGCGAAAUGGUUACUCGUAUCCCAAACCUUCUUUAGCCUUUGAAUAUUAAUGUGAUUCAAUCUCAAUCUAAUUUUAACUCCCUCUCGCGCUCUCUCUAUUUCUCUGUACCCCCCUUAAUUUAAUCUGUUCAUUAGUUUAAUUCUCAUAGUGUUGUUAAGUUUGCGAGUCUUUUUUUUACAAGUAAUCAAAACAAGUAAAUUUAAAAAUCGAAUCAUAGUCAUUAUUACUUAAAUUAUAAAUACAAAA